ACAGUCGCGUCUCUUUCACUUUUUUAUUGUUUAUUUUAAUAAUUCACGAUUUUUUUUUAUUCAAAAUUUAAUUAGAACAAUUACGGUUUUUAUGAUUAUUACUCGCUUCGAGUCAUUAAAGUGCUUCCAGAUUGUCUUUGAACAAAUUUCCGACAAUAAAUUCACUCAUUAAAAAACGUGUCAACGCAAUUUUUAUCGAAUCCGAUUUUUUAUUUACUGUUGCAUCGAAAGUGAAAGCCCAUACAAACACAGAAAAAACGAAAGAAAGAAAUUUCAAAAAGAAGAAGAUAAAAGAUAUUUUUUAUUUGUUGAGCUUCAUCUCUUCUUCAUAAUUACAUCAUUAAAUAUUUUUGUUCGAAUAUUUUUUUUUUGUGGAUACCAACAUUGAAACCAACGAGAAAAAGAUGAAAUGAAAUAUUUGCUAGAUCAAACAAAAAAUUAUCAAAUACUUUCACAAACGGACUACAAACGGGCAGAAGACCCAUCGAGUGAUGAAGAAGACGCUGGUUCGGAAAGUGAUUCUAGUCUAGAUUUGUAUUAUUCUAAAGAAACAAUGGCCAACUAUGGAAGUUAUUUCACGGAGGAGCUUGUGGCAACAAAAAAGAACAAAUUGCUGCAAAAAUUCCUCAUUUAUGGUUUUAUAGCUCUCAUCGCCAUCGCAAUAAUCGUAGUUUUAAGUGUAUUUUUAUCGAAACCACCAAGCGGAUCAUCCGCAGAGCCCAUAGUUGAUGAUGGUCCCGCCAUAACGUUAGAAGAUGUACUCGAAGGGCGUCUCUAUCCGCAAGGAUUUAAUGGUUCAUGGGCUGGAAAGGAACAAAUUAUUUUUCGUGAUGCUGCGAGCAAUGUCGUUAUGCACAACAUUCGUACCCGAGAAACGAAAACUUUGAUACCUUCCAACUUGGAUCCCUACAACCAAGCUGUCUCUUACAGUUUAUCGCCCGACGAGAAAUAUCUCUUGAUCGCUCGCGAGUACCGAAAACUCUUCCGCAGCAGUUUCAGUGCAAUUUACGACAUUUUAAACCUCGACACGAAGGAAGUCUUCCCUCUUACCGUGAACGGAUCGCAAAAACACCUCCUUCUCGCCGAAUGGAAUCCCAAAUCUAACGGAAUUAUCUUCAACUACGGCUUCGACUUGUACUACAAAAAAUCCGUAGACACUCCCGAGAUCCGCAUAACCUUCGACGGAAAGCCUACCGUGUACAACGGAGUCCCCGACUGGGUUUACGAAGAAGAAGUCCUGUCCUCAAACACUGCUUAUUGGUUCAGUCCCGACGGAAAUCUCCUCGCCUUCAUGAAAUUCGAUGACACGCAUGUCCCCUUCAUCGACAUCCCGGUUUAUGGUCCCCCUGGGUUGCUCGAGUUUCAAUAUCCGAACAGCCGAUUUGUUCAUUACCCGAAAUCGGGCGUGAGAAAUCCCGAAGUUUCGUUGUUGAUUGCAAAUUUGGAUGAUUUAACGGCGGAACGUCGUGUGGAUUUGACGAAAAUCGCUCCGCCAGCGGAAGUUACGGCAGAUCACAUAAUUUCGACCGUCGCAUGGGCUGACAACACGAAUUUAGUGAGUGUUUGGAUGAAUCGGAUUCAGAAUAAGGCGAUUUUGCGGAAAUGUCAGUUGGAUGGAUGCGAAACGGUGGCUUUGAUGGAGUCAAAUAGCGGCUGGAUCGAUUUAUUCACGCAACCCUUGUUCAAGGGAGAUGGCAGUGCACUUGCUGUUUUGGCGUCGCAGCCUCAGGAAGGUCGUGCCGGAGCUUUUAGACACCUUACAAUGAUCUCCACGGAGAAAAAUGGCAAACAAGCGGCACUUACGAAGGGAAAAUUCAUCGUUACAGAGCUCCUGAAAUGGGAUUCUGAUACAAAUUCAAUUUUUUAUACCGCAAAUUUGCCAAAUAGCAGCGAAUCGAAGCACUUGUACGCCGUUAAAGGAGAAUUAAAUGCCAUUCCGCAAUGUUUGACGUGCUCCUUGACCAGUCGUUACACGAAAAAACCUCAAGAUUACUUCGAUGCCGAAUUCAACAAGGACGGAAAUUAUUUCAUCUUGUCUUACAAAGGCCCGGAUAUCCCCGAAGAGCAUCUUUACUCGUACAAAGAAGACGAAUCCGGUAAAAUUCAACUCGAAAAAGUGAUGGAAAUCGAAACCAACGAGCAACUUGUGGAAAUUCUUGAAUCAAAAGCGACUCCAAAUACGGAAAUUCACGAAAUUCCGAUCGCAGGAACAGAUUUUACGGCGAAGGUUUUGCUUCAGCUCCCACGAAAUUUGGAUCGCAGCGGAAAAACGAAAUAUCCAAUGUUGGUAGAUGUCUAUGGAGGACCCGAUUCGUUUGCGGUUGUCAAGAAAUUUUCGCUGGAUUGGGGAAGUUUUAUGACGGCAAAUAAGUCGGUGAUUUAUGCGAGAAUUGAUGGCAGAGGAAGCGGGUUAAGAGGAGAUUUGUUGCUGCAUGAGAUUUAUAAGAAAUUGGGAACUGUGGAAGUUGAUGAUCAGAUUUCGACGGCAAAAAAACUCUCCCAACUCCUUCCCUUCAUCGACCCAAAACGCGUUGGCAUCUGGGGCUGGAGUUACGGCGGUUUCGCAUCCGGUAUGGCGCUCGCCAAGGACAAACAGGGCGUUUUCCGUUGCGCCGCAAGUGUUGCUCCCGUCACCGAUUGGCUUUACUACGAUUCCAUCUACACGGAGCGCUUCAUGGACAUUCCAAAGAACAAUUUCGAGGCUUACGUCAAAUCGCGACUCAGUACAAUGGUCGAAGGGUUCCGUAACAAGCAAUUUAUGUUGAUUCAUGGCACGCUGGAUGACAAUGUGCACUUCCAACAAUCCAUGGCGCUGGCUCGAAGUUUGGAAAAAGCCGACAUUUUGUUCAAGGAAGUCAGUUAUCCGGAUGAGGAUCAUGGAUUGGGAGGCGUUCGACCUCAUUUGUACCACACACUCGGCAAAUUCUUCGAAGAUUGUUUCGAAAUCAAGUCUUGAAGUGGCUUGAAAAUGUAAAUAGCGAGGAUUUUUCAAAUUUUGUUGCCAGAUUUGUUAAGUUUUUAUGUCUUGUUCAUGUUAAUUUUAUACAUUUUACCUAGAAAACUAGUCAGAUUCGCGAUUUUUUGCUCUAAUGGAACAGUACUUCCGGUGAAAAUUUUACCAUGAUAGACUUUAAGAUGGAAUUUUAUGUUUAGUAUCGCUAGAAUUUAUGUUUAGAAUAAAGAAAAAAUCAAUUCCU
Molecule: messenger RNA, 3197 nt
Organism: Culicoides brevitarsis
Lineage: Eukaryota; Metazoa; Arthropoda; Insecta; Diptera; Ceratopogonidae
Gene: ome
Product: venom dipeptidyl peptidase 4
Exons: 4
Coding region: 410-2956 (848 amino acids)
Biological process (GO): proteolysis
Cellular component (GO): plasma membrane
Molecular function (GO): dipeptidyl-peptidase activity; serine-type peptidase activity
Source: RefSeq, a predicted model, not a curated record